This is a messenger RNA of Funneliformis mosseae, 145 nucleotides long. NCBI's taxonomy places the organism in Eukaryota, Fungi, Glomeromycota, Glomeromycetes, Glomerales, Glomeraceae. The record is from the annotation of a GenBank genome assembly.
AUUAUCAGACGGGUAGGUGGCUGGAAGACUGAGAUUCCUAUGGAAUUUGAUCUAAAGUAUAUGUUUCUAUAUUGGGGAAUCCUUCUCUAUUCUCGAGACCUAUCAGAUCAAUUUGAAUUCAGAACACUAGUGGCUGGAGAUGAAA